Talaromyces stipitatus ATCC 10500 is the source of this 1863-nucleotide messenger RNA. RefSeq names its product acylamino-acid-releasing enzyme, putative. Gene Ontology annotation, biological process: proteolysis. Bases 1 to 1863 code for a protein of 620 amino acids. The record is from RefSeq and is a predicted model, not a curated record. Gene Ontology annotation, molecular function: serine-type endopeptidase activity. The transcript is spliced from 2 exons. Lineage: Eukaryota; Fungi; Ascomycota; Eurotiomycetes; Eurotiales; Trichocomaceae.
AUGAUUGACUACGCAAAAGAACUGCUCGAUCUGGAAUAUCCAACUGGGGUAAGACUGUCUCCAGAUGCUAUGUCUGUUGUGUACUCAGCAAAACCGAAAUGGAAAUCGACCGAAGAAGUUUCGUCCAUUUGGGUCGGCAACACACAGUCGCACAAAUCAACACACAGUGAAUAUAUUGCGUUCCUUUCUGACCGUGGAAAUCUCGGAAAUUCAUGUGCUUUAUACCUGUGCCGGUUGGACGGUCAGAGAGAAACAAAAGCACUCACACCACCAACAAACAAGAAAAGUAUCUCAAAGUUCGAGUUCAGUCCAGAUGGGAAACACAUUGCAUUUCUUGCUGCCGCAGAGAAAGAACAGAACGAGGUCGUUGAUGUAUGGAACCAGGGUUGGGACUAUGCUAACUUGCAUCUCAUCGAUAUCGAGAGUGGUAGUACUCGUGUUCUAGCUCCAGAGGAUGUACAUGUGGUCGACUUUUCUUGGAGUGAGGAUGGUAGCCAAAUGGCGUAUGUCACACACCGCUCACCUGAUAUUGAGAGUGGAUGGCUCCAUGGUGCCACUAUCAGUACCGUCGAGAUUGCAGCAAUUGGCGUGGGGGCUCGCACGCUCUGUCACGUUCCUCGGGAGGUUUCCGAUCUUACCUGGAUUAGAUCGGAUAUCUACUUUAUAGCGUACAGUACACCGACAGAUAUUAAUACAUCACGGUCUGUCUAUUCUGUCAAUCUGCUGGACAAGGAUAAAAGCGUUACGAAAGUCGCUCAUGGUGUUGAUGAUUGCGCAGCAGGUCUUCGUAAAGUGGGCGGCGACCUCCUAGUCCAUGUUCAACGGGGCAUGGAGGACCAGCUGCGGUUGCUCAAUUCAACAAUUCUUUAUAGGGAAAAGAAAUGCAUUCUGAGUUUUGAUGCCACAGUGGAUGUGGAUGGGAAGAUAGGGUUGGUUUUCGUUCAGGGUAGUGUCAAUCGGCCACCAGAAGUGUUCUGGACUUCGCCCGCGGGAGAUCUUGCGCAGCUAUCUAAUCAUGGCAAGGUUUGGACAAAGGAGUACAACACUUGUACGUUUAUUGAGUGCCAGACCUUGGACGGCACUGAAAAGCUCGAGGGGAUGUUUCUUGGUCCGGCAAACGCGACAGAGAAAUCGGUACCUACCAUCGUCCUCAUUCACGGGGGUCCGUACUGGCGUGUUACUGACUCAUUUAACUUUCUUGACCAUUUCUUCAUGCCACAACUAUUGCACAAGGGGUUUGGAAUCCUCAUUCCUAACUACCGCGGUAGCAGCGGUCGAGGCGAGCGUUUCGCAAGGUAUUCGAGCGGCGGCAUGGGAAUCUAUGACGAGCCAGAUAUCGUGGCCAUGACGCAGUAUGUCAUCACACAGAAGCUAGCGGACCCUUUGAGGCUCAUUGUGGCUGGAAAAUCCCAAGGGGGAUUUUUGUCCUAUCUCCUGUCGGUGCGCAACGGCACGCACGGCUUAGGAUGGCGUUUCCAAGGUGCUAUCGCCUGCGCAGGUGUUACUGACUGGGACACAAUGAGCAUGUCUUCCGAUAUUGGGUACGCGCAAGCGGAUUUGGCGGGCGGAGCGCCGUGGAAUAUUCAUAAGAGCGACGUCCGUACACGGGCUGGUUCGGCGAUAUGGGAGUUUCGCGACGCAGCGCGUGAGCGACGUAUCCCUCCGAUGCUAUUGCUUCACGGCAAUGAGGAUAAACGCGUACCAAUUUCACAGGCCGUUGGUUUUAGGCGAGCUUUGGACGAGGUCGGAUUGCCCUUUCAGUUUGCGGUGUACCGCGGCGAAGGGCAUUUCUUUCAGAAGAGAAAGAGCGCAGAGGAUUUGAUGGAAAGAAUAGUGCGAUUUGUUACCAAAACUCUUGCGUAG